Molecule: messenger RNA, 498 nt
Organism: Cooperia oncophora
Lineage: Eukaryota; Metazoa; Nematoda; Chromadorea; Rhabditida; Trichostrongylidae
Source: the annotation of a GenBank genome assembly
AUGCCGAAAGACAGUGUGAUCGACAAGCCAGCAUUGAAGUCGCUACAAAAGCUCGAGGAGGAGAAGCUGGAUAAUAUAGCCGAUCUUGCUGCGAAAGGAAAGGAUAAAGAAGCUGCACAUUUGCUGGUGGAAAUGAAAAAGGAAAGAAAAGAGCAAGAAAUUCUGCUGAAGAAGCAAGAAGAGAUUGUUCAAGAGUUGCAGAAGCAUGUUGAAGAGAAGGUAAAAGCGAAAGAGUCCGGAGAGAAGGUCGAGGAGAAAGUGAUGCCCGAAGCCAAGCGCGAUGUCGAAAAGUCGAAGGAAUCCCUUAAGAUGGUCGAAAAGGCGGAGAACAAGCCAGAAGUUGUCAAUGCCGAGAGAAACGCCACUCAAAAAUUCCCAGCAACUGUGCAAGAGAAGGAGCUGAGCACGAAGUCGAUUGAUAGCCCAGCAAACGUGAAUCGCGCUCGCGAUGUUCAAAAUAGAAGCAGGAAAGCAAGUAUAGAACAUCGUGAAGCAUAG